Molecule: messenger RNA, 525 nt
Organism: Cladocopium goreaui
Lineage: Eukaryota; Dinophyceae; Suessiales; Symbiodiniaceae
Source: the annotation of a GenBank genome assembly
AUGGCGAGUAUUCGGCCGAUGAUGCUCGAUGACCUACUGCACUUCAACGCAGUAAACUUGGAUGUCUUCACCGAGACCUUCAAUAUGAAUUUCUACUUCAACUACCUGACUCGGUGGCCAGAAUGCUGUGCUGUGGCAGAAGCAGAUGGUCACAUAGCGGGAUACAUCAUUGGAAAAGUAGAAGGAGCUGGUCCAAAUUGGCACGGACAUGUCUCCGCCAUCUCGGUUGCUCCGGAGUUCCGUCGCACCGGUGUGGCCAACCGGCUCAUGGAAUAUCUGGAAGAGGUCAGCGAAGAGAUGCACGACUGCUAUUUUGUGGACCUGUUUGUCCGUCCAACGAACACAGCAGCGAUCAGAUUUUACGAAGGCUUGGGCUAUGUCAUUUAUCGUACCGUGACGGGCUAUUAUUCUGGUGAUGAGGAUGCUUAUGAUAUGCGCAAGCCACUGCGCAAGGAUGAAAACAGAAAAUCUGUUGAGAAUGCUGGAUAUCGAAUAUCUCCUGAGCAGCUGCACGCUUCUGCUUGA